AGUGAUACAAAGUGUGUGCGUGUUAUCAAGUGUAAUCAGAUAUGCUAUAGGAGUAUUGUUUGAUGUAUCAGUGUCACCAUGUUUUUAAGAGACAGAAUGAUGACAAAAUAGGAAAGAGAUGGGGGGAUUGAAUCCUGUUACAGUGAAAAAGGACGUUUUACAAUGGAUUUGAUGACCGAUCUCUCUACGAUAUGUCCGGGUCUCAUCGACGAACUGGAGGCCUAUAUGGCACCCGUAGGGGACUACCCGCCGGACCGGAGGCUCGGGAACCACCAACUGCCCGAGAGCCCCCCCGACUCCGGCUCGGAGAACCCCUACAGCCCCGACACCACCCACAUACCGGUCCUACCAGAAUACGUGGUCCCCUCGCACCUGCAGGAGCUGGUGCCGGGAGACUACAUGUACGAGGAGCUGAAGGACAACCUGGAUGUUGUGGUGAUGCCGGGAGAGGUGGAGCUGGGGGGUAGGCUAGAGGGGAUAUAUCCUAGGUAA
Messenger RNA from Cydia strobilella, 492 nucleotides. RefSeq lists its product as uncharacterized. NCBI's taxonomy places the organism in Eukaryota, Metazoa, Arthropoda, Insecta, Lepidoptera, Tortricidae. The transcript is spliced from 3 exons. The record is from RefSeq and is a predicted model, not a curated record. Bases 163 to 492 code for a protein of 109 amino acids.